GAAUUCAGUGCGACUUGGGCUGCUAACUUGAACGCGUUGCAAACGAGAAAACCAUCCGAAAUAAAGAAAUUUUCAACUAGAAACUAACACAUAGAUAUAUCUAUACCAUCUAGCUGGGCUGUCUAUAUAUACGGAUAUAUAUAUAGAUAUAGAUACGAGUAUUUCUCUGGCAAAAUGCUUCUGUGUGCAUAGGCGUCGUUUGCAAAAUCUUUUCAUAGAACUUGCGUGCGUUUGGCGAAAACCAACGCCUACGACAAAAUCGAAAAAACGCGAUUUCCUCCGACUGGUGACUGUGUGUAGGCGGUGUGUAAAAGUGUUUUGGAGUUGAACUUGAAAUACAUAGAAAGCGGCUAGAAUGAGUUCUGGGUAUGGACAGCGCGGAGGAGGCGGAUCCGGAAACGGCGGCUACGAGGCGCCCGCCUGCGUGCAGAACGCGAUGAUGACAAAAGACAAGAAGCCCUUCACCUACACGCCCGGCGGCAUCGAUCUCUCCCAGAUCCGGUCCGAGCGGAUGGCCAAGCGGCUGGCGCGCAACGCCCAGUCGGAGGGGGCCACCGGAGCGGCCCAGCAGAACAGACCCGCCCAGCCGCUGUCGCCGGGCGGUGGCGGUGCCGGUGCCGCUGCACCGACGGCCACCAGUACGAUGGGUGCCGCUGCCAUGGGCAUGCCGUUUCAGGUGCUGCCACCGCCACCGCCGCCACCGAUGCAGUCGGGUAAGAAUGGCAACCCCGGUGCUGCUAGUGCCACUAGUGCUGCACCCCCACCACCACCCCCACAACAACCACCCAGCUCGUUAGCGCCACCCGCCGCCGGCCGACUCAGUGCACCCGGUUCGCCGGCCACGGCCCGCAAAUCGCCGACGCCACAGCGUUUUGAGCCACCGCCAUUGGGAUUCCGGCCGGAGAUCAAGAUACCGCCGAAUCCCAUGGCCGCACUCCGCAAGGUGGCGCCGCCCGUCGAGAAGAACACGUUCUGGAAGGACGAGUACCGCAAGGACCGCUCCAAGAGUCCGCUGCCCGCGGCGGAAGCUGGAGGCCAGAAUGGAGCAGAUGCCGUUGAUGGUCCCAAACCAUCGGUGGAAAGCAGUUAUAGCCCCUAUACACCCACUCAACCGGUGUCGGUGCCACAGCAACAGCCAACGCCGCCGGCAACACCGCCGCAACAGCAGCAACAGUCGGAGCAGCAAUCUGCAACACAGUUCCGCAGUGUGGCCAUGCCCACAUCGCGGGCUGUAAGUGUAUACACUCGUCAGACCGACAGUCCUAGAUCGCCUUUCGAGCAGCAGCAGCAGCAACAGCAACAGCGAUCCACAGAAAGCCCCUUCCGAUUUGCUCAGCAGCAACAGCAACAGUCACCACAGCAACGUCCACCACUUGCGAUAUCGCCACUGGCUCAGGUGCAGCAACAGCAACAACUGCAGCAACAGCUACAGCAGCAACAAUUGCAGCAGCAACAAUUGCAGCAGCAACAAUUGCAGCAGCAACAAUUGCAGCAGCAUCAGCUACAGCAGCAACAACAGCUUCAACAGCAACAGCUACAGCAACAGCAGCAAUUGCAACAGCAACAACAGCAACAGACAGCUCAAUCUGUGCCCUGGCGUACGCAACGCGCUCAGUCUGCAGCACAACAGCAACAGGAAUUGCAUCCGCAGCCCAUCUACAACAAUGUUCAGCAGCAGCAGCAGCAACAAAGAUCUCGCGAUGUCUUCAGUCCGGCAAGAACUGAAGCGCCAGCAGCAAACACGUUCAAUUCACAGCAGCAACAGCAGAACUUUGGCACUCAACAAAACCAAUUUGCAGGAGCAACAAAGCCGACCAACGUUGGCUCGCUCUACAUAGCUCCUUUGGCCCAACCCACAGAGCCACAGGCUCAGCGAAUCCUUCUGCAGCAGCAGCAGGCAUCUGCCCGGGAUUCCCCGAUGCGCCAGUUGCCACAGCAGCAAGGAUCGCCACAGCAGCAGCAGCAGCAGCCGCAGGCCAACCAGCCGAUGCGAUGGCUCAGUUCCCAGCCGGCCAGCAAGGAGCAGGCUCCCUGGGCUCGUCCCGAGGAGAACGGUAACGUCCUGCCCUCCACUCUGCGACAGACCACUCCGGCACCGCAGCCCCAAGUCGUACCUCAAUCGCAGCCACAGCAGCAACAGCAACAACAGCAGCAGACAUCCUUCUACCAGCCACAGUUGGUCCAAGGAAAUGGCUUUGGACAAACUCCGAUUUCGGUUGCUUCUAUCAGUCAGCACAAUUUUGGAUCAAAUCCCCAGCCAGGAGGACUGCGUUUGCAGAUCAAUUUGAACACCAAUGGCAGCAGCAAUAAUGCAAAUCAAAGUGCUCCAAGGGAGCGUAUCAUACCCAUAACCUUAGAGCAGACGCCGACCUAUGCCGCAGCCCAGCCCAACUUUGGUGCGCCUGCAGGUCACAUAAUACGCUCAGCUAAUCAAUUUGUCGAUCAAGGUUACCAAAAUUACCCAGCUCAAGGUCAGCGAGUCCUGUCGCCCACCCAGCAGCCACCCACCAGUGCCAACAACAUGAACAACACCAAUGGUAAUGGAAAUGGUAAUGCCACCAGGAUAAUCCCCAUUGCAAUCGAAGGAGGACGCGGCGGACCAGUUUCCCAGUCGCCGGUGCUGCUGCAAUACGAUCCACGCUCACCGCCCAUCCAAUCGAAAUCGUUUAGAAUAUUGCAAAAGAUAACCGACACCGUGGACGAUGGCAGCGGGCAGCAUGGUAAUGGCGAUUUGCGGCAGGACUCGCGGCAGGACCUGCAGCAGACGCCCCAGGAGGCGGAGUUGCAGCGGCCGCAGUUUGCCCGCCAGAUGAGUGCCCAGCAGGCCAGGAAUAGUCCGACCAUCGAGCAGAUGCGACGCCUCCAAAUCGCCCAGGAUCAGCAGAACAAUCAUCAGCAGUCGGGUACGCCACUAGCUUGGUCCCCGCAAGGUAAUGGCGUCUCAGCUCAGAAUCGAUUCACACAACAACGAUAUGAUACACCCCAACAACAUCAACAGCAAUAUGUGCCGCCAAGUGAACAGCAAGCUCCGGAACCCAAAAAAUACACCGGCAGCGCUAUACCCAGUCGAUCAUUCAAAAUUCUACAGGCAAUGACAACACCUGAAAAUGCCGACCAUAAAAUUCACACCGAGCUGGACUCGGAUUUGGAAAAUGUUGAACUGAACGAAACCCCAAAUAUUAAUAAUAACAACAACGGAAAUACUGAAAAUAAUAAUAAUAAUAAUCAUAAUAAGAUUAACAAUAAAACCAAUAAACGUCAUAGCUACACAUCAGCCACACCAACACCUACACCUACACCCCCACCACCACCACCAUCCUGCACAGAACCCACCACCCACUCAUCAAACUCAUCCCUCAAUUCGGAUAGCUCUUCUACCCCGCAGACCCCUCGUUCGCAGUCGGUGCCCCCGCAUUAUCCCUAUGCCUAUGGCUACCCAUAUCCCUGGUACAUGCCUCCUCCUCCUCCUCCUCCGUCAAUGAAUAGUGACGCUGUGCCUUGGCCAUAUCCCUAUUCAUAUCCCCCGCCGCCACAAUCGUUGGUGGAUGGCAAACCGGCGGAGGGAUUUCCCCCGUACCCAUAUUACUAUCCCUAUUAUCCACCACCCAUGCCACCCUAUGGACAACAGCCGGGUGAAUCCCCUGGCUAUCCCCAGUACCAUGCCAUGCCACCCUAUGGCCAUCCGUAUCCCUAUCCAGUGGCACCCAGUUAUAGCCAGAGUUCCACCGAGGAGAGCAGAGCCAGCAGUGUUCUGCCGGACAUUAUCAUCACGCCCAGUACCGACGAUAUUCCCUCGCAGGUGAUCAUGCAGCAUCACAUCCGAGUGGAACCCCGAGAGCCGCCGAAACGGGCGCACUCCGUGGAGAUCGAGGAGCUGGUCAGCAAGCCAAAGGCCCGGAAUAUCUGCACCAACAAGCACCAGGUCAUCGAUGUGCUGAGCCAACGUUUGGCGAGCAUCAACAAAAUUGCCAGUGGAAACACCCAGGCCAAUCUCUCCAAGCAAUUGCACAAAAACUAUGCAGGCGAGCAGUCCAAGGAGCUGGGCGAGAGAUCACCCAGCGAGAAUGCCUCCAAUUCCGACAGCGAAUCGGAGGAGGAGAGCAGUGAUGAGGACGAAGAGGAUACCCCCAAGCUUGGUGCUCGUCCAGCUCCCUUGCAGUCCAUCAAAUCGGUGACCAAUGUCCAAGUCUACAAGGGUAAGACCUUGGAGCAGCAUCUGGAUUCCGAGAGCAGUGAGGACGAAGAUGAUGUGACCACGGCGGAUGAGAUGUACGAUGAAGAGGAACAGAUCGAGGAAGAACAAGAGGAGGGCCUGGUCGAGGAAAUGGAGGAUGACUACAUUGUAGAGGAGGAUCUGAGUGUCAUCUACGAGGAGGAGAGCGAACUGGAACGCAGCAGUGAAUACGCCAAGACAGUCAUCCGAAGGGAUGACUCCAGAUCCACCAUAGUCGAUGAUAUUGAAAAGCAAAUCGAGGAAAAUGAUGAUGAUGACGAUGAGGAGUCCAAUUCGGUAACAGUUCGACUGCCACUUCGCUUCUCCUUCAGCCGCAGCUCCAAUGAUGAAAACAUCGCCACCGUUGAAGUGGGCAAUACCACUCAAAUCGAGGAAAAGCAACCCAGCAUUGUCAGCACGUUCAGUGUGGCCAAAGUGGAAAGUGAGGAUGAAGACGAUGACUGUGAGGUCAGUGUGACCAUCAGUUUGUCAAACUCUUCGCGUUCAAACUCAGUGGAGAAGUCAACGCAGCCGUAUAAGCCCUCCAAUGCGUAUCCCGUGGAGGAGAUCAGCACACCCCUUAAAGCCAGUGAAGAAGAUGUCUCUGCUUCAUUCUCACUAGGCAUGCGUAAUAAAUUCACAAGCGAAACAAUAGCUAAUGAUCUUACCAAUAAUAUUUCCCAAAAUAAACCAAAGGAAAACACCGCAGAAGUAAAGGAAGUUGCCAGCUCCCCAAAAGAAGAAUUCGAUUUCUUUGCCACUUUAAUGGCCACCAAAAUGCAGGCUCAGAAAAUGAUGGAGCAGUCCAAGAAUUUCUGGAAAACUCCUGAAUCUAAGCCAGUGGAGGAAGCAGCUGGAACACCAAAACUUCGAUCCAAGGAGAAUAUAUCUGCGGCCAAGUCACCAAGACCCAUGUCUGGUGAUAUGUCCAAGACUCAGGCUUCCCUGGAGGCGGCCAAAAAUAGCUUCUGGUCUACCUUUGCCACGACCUCCAAAGAAAAAGAACCUGAAGUCGAGGAGGAGGAAACUGAGGAAGUUGACUUUUGGGCCAGCUUAGAUAAAAAAGAAUCCAUCGAUGCGGAGGAUAAGCAGUGGACCAAGAAAAAGAAGACCGUAACCUAUACUCCCCUGAAAAAAGAGUCAGUCACUAAAGUGGAGCACUGGACAACAACGCUCAGGGCUCAGAUGGAAUCACUUCCUGUUCCUCAAAAAGCUGAGGUGCACUUUGUAGUUGAGGAGAAACCUAAGGAAAUUGAGCAACCCCAAGAGCAGGAUCAGCGUGAAGAAGAGGAUUUCUGGGCCUCGGUAAACCCAACCAAGGUGGAAAACACAGUAAGCUCAAGCUGGGCACCCACAACUUACAAUUCAGAGCCGCAGAAUGAACCGGAAAUUGAUAUCUGGGCUGCUCAGGAAGUGACAGAGGAACCAACCCAAGAAGAACAAGAUUUCUGGGCAGAGGCCGAAAUUGAAUCAACUACCAGCUACCAAGAUGAAGAGAAACCCAACGGGUAUACAUACGAUCCAACUAAAUAUCCCGAGGAACCUCGAGAAGUGGAUACCGAUGAAGAGAUUGAUUUCUGGGCCGAGAUCGAAGCCAAGCGCAAGCCAGGCGAAGACGAUGAUGAGGAUGUCACGUUCCAUAAGUCAGCCACCUUUUGGGCCCGCAAAGAACGCCAGAAUUCGGUGGAGGAGACACCUUACAAACCCGUCGAGAUCAAGGCUUUUAGGGCCAAGUUACCCGACGAAGCAGCUGUGGAGAUCGAUGUAUGGGCCACUUUGGAGGCAGCCAGGGGUCACGAACCCGAAAUCGUGGAUCCCGUGGUGGAGGAGGAAAAAGUUCUCGCCGAGCAAUUCGAGGAACUCGAACACGAAAGUUCUGAUGAGGAGGAGGAGGAGGAGGAGGAGCAAAAUGAAGAGAUUAUGGAGAAACCCCAGGCAGAGAUCCCCGACAGCAAUCUAAGCCACAUGGACACCAUGUCCCUGGCUUCGAUGCACGAGCCAGCCACCGUCUACACCUGGGCUCCUCCUCCGCAGGACACCAAUGACAAUGAGGAGGAAACCGAUUUCUGGGCGGACAUGGAACAGGAACGCUCCAAGAAGGAGCAGUUCGAGGAGGCCGAACAGAAACGUCAGAACUACCGCCAAGCCAUGGCCUUCUUCAACACCUCAAUCGAUGGUCAGCAGACGCCGCCGCAACAGAACGCCAGUCCCAAUCGCAGUAUUGUGAUCCUGGAAGUCGAGGAGCCACAAGAAGUGGACUUGGGACCACCUGGUGAGUACCAGUUAGUGGGCGAGGAUGGCCUCAUCGUGGAGGAACAUAAGCAAGCAAUAACCGAAACCGAAGAAGAGGAGCGAGGAGCUGCAACUCCCACAAACAUGGAGCCACAACUACCAGAGGUCUAUGUGGAACCCGAGCCGGAAGUUAAGCGCCUGCCCAAUGGAUUACCCGAUCUGGAGGUGGAGAAGUUCAGUGACGCGCCCAAGAUUUCGGUGCGUGAUCGGAUUAGUGCUUUUGAGGUCAUACCCACGUCGGCAAGUGAUGGCUCCAAGGGCUUGACCAAGCAAUCCCUGUCCGUGGACAGUGCUUAUGGCAAGGGAACUCUCUCCCGCAACAGCAGCACCCAGCGAUCCGAGUCAGAGAUCGAGGAGGAUGACUCCGGGGUGACGGACAUGAACCGUCAGCUAUCCGAAACCGACACCGAGUCGGAGAGCUUCCCGGAGCUGCGCAAGAUGACCAGCUACCAGCGGGCGGCCACACAUUCCAGGCUCUUCAAGCUGCUGCAGGACGAGAACGAUGUUCCCGAGGCGGGAGCCCAACCGGCCGAUGAGUUCCAGUUGAAACCCAGCCGCAGGAAGAUCGUGCACAAUGUGUCCAUCACAAGGAGGCAGAAUCCUGGAGCCCUCAAUGAUGCGGAGACCAUGACGCAGCGCAGGGAACGCCUUUCGCUGCCGCUUCGCAAGAACACCAGCAUCGAUGCGGACAAUCCAUCGACGCCAAAUAGUCCGGCCUCACCCAUUAUGGGACCUUCGGCCAAGAACCAGCGCGUGGUGAGCGACAAGCUGGUCAACGAACUGGUCCAGAGUCUGCUCCUCAAGAGCGACAGCACGCACUUGAGGCAUCUGCCCAUGGAACGCCUGCAGGCGGCCGCCAAGAGAGCGCUGGUGGAGGAGAUGGACUCGGCGCAGGAGAACAGCUCGCUGGACAGCACACCGGCGCCCACGCCCAAGCAGGACAAGGAGUACUCCGACUACUACAACAGCUGGUGCGAGGCCAGCGGGGAUGAGGCGGUGCCCUCCAAAAGCUUCCGUUCGCUGCAGGAUCCGCGUCGUAGUCCCUGGACAGUGCGUUGUCCGCGGGUGCUCAGCUCGAAGACAAUCAACCGGGAUUUGGCCCGGGUCACAGAGUCACCGGAAAUCGCCAAUGGUCGGGGCAGCAAGAGUCCGGAGUGCUUCCGCCAGAACUCACACUCACACUCACAGUCCCGGGAACGAUCCGUGAGCAGUUGGCGCAGAGUCUAGGAUAGGGCAAAGGAUUGCCUAUUGUACAUAACAGGGCGGGUCUAUAGUCUUUAGCUGGGAUGUGGGACCGGUUCAAAUGGGAGAUCGAAUCUCGCCAGGAGAAGCCCAUAAAUUCGAACGACAUAAAAAGCGAACUCAAAUCGACUUGGUAAUACCCUACUUCUGGUUAAAGUAUAGCCAGUAUUAAGACGGUAAAGCUUGAAGCUAGUCCAUUUCCGAACCGGAUUUCACUCCCGAACUUUUGGUAACAUUAAGCACCUUCUGCAUUUGGCCAUGAUAAUCACUGCCCCUGGGAAUGGGUGAUAUAAUAGAGCCAGUUAUUGCAUUUCUCAUCACUAUCAUCCCCCAUCAUCCAGCAUUGUACAUUAUGAAUAUCGAAUACACUCAAUACACUAUUAAAACUAAAUCUAAUUAAACAUGUAAAUAAACCAAUUGAAACCAAUGAAAGGAAAUCGUUCAUUCGUUCGUUCGUUUGUUACCUCAGUAAAGCGCAAAACCAAAACAAAAAAACCAACCAAAAUCAUUUUCUAAAACUACAUGAGUAUUUCAAAAUUUGUAAACAGUAACUCAUGAAAUCGAACCAAAUAAUAACAAGCAUAUAAAACUGAAAACAAAAAAUCUAUCAAACGCACCAAUAAACAACAAAAUAAAAACCAAUUUCAUCUCAACUCAAUGAUUUUGUAAAACUCGUUCAAAAUCCUAAGGACCUGGACAAUCGGAUCUAUAAUUAUUUCUCAACGCCAUAGAAAUCAAUUAUAGCAACUCAACAGCAGCAAACAGAAAACGAAACUGAAAAUCAAUCAGAUUGCUUGUUAUAGUUAUCUAGUUUAAGUACCAGACACUCUAAGGAUCGCCACAAUCAAAUAACUUGGGAACGGGAACAAGUUUUUAGUAAAAUUUCUUUACACUAACCAACACCAUUGUAGCUGAAGAGGAAAGUUUGUUUGUUUAACGCGAUUUGGUAGCAGCACUAAAACCAAACAAAACAAUUCUAACACAAUUACGAAGCAAAUAGCGAAAGCGAAUAUUUACUAAUCCUAAACGUUAAGAUGAACAAUGCAGGUGCAAUGAGGUAACAACGAAACGAAACAAAAUCUAAGAAACCGACUAUGCUUGAUAUGUAUCCGGAUAACACGAAAGCGCACAUCAAACACGACUAAUAACAUAUUAUACAAUAUUUUUGUUACUUGCGAACAUUAUAAUUUCAUUCUUGAAGAUUCUUUUAUGUUUUUCAUCAAUAUUUAUUCAUUUACUCAAUUCGUAUGCAUACGAAUGUUCUUUAAAUUUAAAUAUUUUUGAUUAUUAUUAUUUGGUAUAUAUAUAAAAUAUAUUUUGUGUUGUAUAAUUUUUUAUGCAAUAAACAUUUUUAGUAAAUAAAGAGAAGUAGCGUUUGGAA
This is a messenger RNA of Drosophila elegans, 9128 nucleotides long. Its product is annotated as putative mediator of RNA polymerase II transcription subunit 26. Gene Ontology annotation, molecular function: MAP kinase scaffold activity. The coding region runs from base 356 to 7732 and encodes 2458 amino acids. The record is from RefSeq and is a predicted model, not a curated record. The transcript has 12 exons. NCBI's taxonomy places the organism in Eukaryota, Metazoa, Arthropoda, Insecta, Diptera, Drosophilidae.